GGCAGUGAUUCUUGAGACGGCGCGUAUUGUGAGGAGGAUCCUCACUCUGUAGCAACCACCGGUUGCUUGGGCACUCAAAUGUCCUGCAGCGGGAGGGUUGAUUUUUUUAUAAAUUUUUAAUAGUGUUUUGUAUUGUAUUUCGUAGUUUGAUAUCGUUUGAUCUUCGCUAGGUCAGACCACCCGCAUCAUUAGCGGUUUUGAUACAACUUAUUAUCAAUGCUCAAUAAAUACUUCCGGUUUUGUAUUUUAUUUUUAUAUCACUUAUUUAAAAAAAAGAACUAAUAAAUAAAUGAGAGAUUAAAAAUGGGGGAAAAUCCUCAUGGACACCCGCCUGACACCAGGUAACAUGUUCUGAGUGUAAAACAUCGUUGACAUUAAGAUUACCAACAUGAGGUGGCGGUUAACACCGGUGCUAUGCCUAACUGUGGUAUCGCUCAGUACCCUGGUAGCAUCGUAUCGUCGCUUCGGGUCUCAUCGUCCUCUAGCUUUCCCCCACUUCCCACAUGUGGAUGACACCAGAGUUGUAUCCAGCAGUGAUUUUACUGCUACCAUUGACAAAGUCCUAGACGACGAUGACGCGGCCGCAAUCGAGAUGACACACAUGCGUGUCCGCUCCGAGAUCUCUAUGCGCUACGCUCGCACGGCCAUCAUUUGCAACGUGUACAACCCUCGAAGGAAACCCCAGGAAGCCAGUUUUAAUUUACUACUACCCGAGACUGCCUUCAUCAGCGGUUUCACUAUGACUCUAGGUAAAGAAACGUAUGAAGCAUACGUAAAAGAAAAAGAAGUUGCUAAAAAAAUAUACAGCGAUGCAGUUUCCCAAGGAGUCGCUGCUGCCCAUAUUGCUACUAAAGCUCGUGAUUCCAACCACUUUACAAUAAAAUUUAAUGUGGAAGGCAGGAGCAAUGCAACGUAUCGCUUGAGAUAUGAAGAAUUUUUAACCCGUCGAAAUGGCGUGUACAACCACGCUAUCAAUCUCCACCCUGGGACUUGUGUACCUAAAAUGGACGUUGUUAUCCAUAUCAAAGAAUCUCAGAAAAUCACCGCUCUGAGGGUACCUGAAUUGCGGUCUGGAAAUGAAAUUGAUGCAACAGAGAAAGAUGCACAAUACGCCAAGGCUAUUAUUAAAAGAGGUAGAAACGAACGGGAAGCCACUAUUAGUUUUAGCCCUGAUCUGGAAGAACAAACAAGACUUUCUGAAAUAUAUGCGGAAAAAUCAAAACAAUCGAGUGACCCUGAAUCUUUGAAUAUCGGCUUCGAUAGUACAGAACAAGUAAAUGACAGUGAGGGUCUUUUGGGACAGUUUGUAGUUCAAUAUGAUGUACAACGACCAAAAAAGGGAGAAAUUUUGGUGAAUGAUGGCUACUUCGUCCACUUCUUCGCCCCUAGUUCCAUGACGCCCUUGAGCAAGCAUGUUGUAUUUGUGCUCGAUACAUCGGGGUCCAUGCUUGGAAGUAAAAUAGAGCAGUUGCAAAAAGCUAUGAAUUCCAUUCUUUCCGACCUCCGCCCAACUGACUGUUUCAAUGUUGUUGAGUUCAACUCUAAUGUUAAAGUUCACGAUUUAAAAGAUGCUGAGAUAUCGUCACCACCUAAUACAUAUUCCUUCAAUUUAAAUUCCCCGGUCGACAUAGUACCACCGGCACUCGCAACACCAGAAAACAUAGAUUUGGCAAGGAUUACUGUAUCCAGGCUUAGUGCCAAUGGAGGUACCAAUAUCUACAAAGCCCUCCACGUGGCUCUAAAUGUUAUACAUAACAAAGAGUCAUACAAAAAUCAAGAAAAUCCAACAAAUAUUACUUCUGUAGAGCGUAAUAAAGGAACAGACAAAAACAAAAAUGUGACAGAGCCUCUCAUAAUAUUCCUAACGGACGGCGAACCAACAGUGGAAGAGUUCGAUACUGAUCGUAUCGUCUCCAGCGUGUCAGGGAAAAAUUCAGAUCGGACGCCCAUAUACACGCUUGCUUUUGGGGACUCAGCAGACCGGUAUUUCCUACGCAAAUUGGCCCUCCGCAACGACGGUUUCAUGCGGCACAUCUACGAGGCCUCGGAUGCAGCGCUGCAGCUGCACGACUUCUACCGACAGGUGUCCUCACCGCUACUCUCUAACGUGCAGUUCCAAUACCCUCGCAGACAGAUAAAAGAAGAAUCGCUCAGUCGCCACCAAUUCCGCACAAUCAACGACGGGUCAGAGGUGGCAGUCGUUGGGAGGGUAGCUGACGGCGUCCAAGAGAUCACGCCGCAAGUUCUUGGAUUGAGAGCCGAAAGUGACGGCCGCGGCCGGAAGCCCUACGAGGUAAAUUCUAAAGUAACAGUGACUCAAGACAAAGAUGAGUACUUGCCAUUGGAGCGGCUCUGGGCGUAUAUGACCAUUAAGCAGCUGCUGGACAAAAGCUAUGCCGAAGACAAAAGUCAGAUCGAUUCAAAAGACAGUCCCGAGAAGAAAGCUCUGGCUAUAGCGCUAAAGUACUCGUUCGUAACGCCUCUGACGUCACUAGUGGUAGUCCGGCUUAACAAAACCGAAGUCGAUGACGUUGUAGACGCUGAAACAGUAGACGACCCAAAAUUUUUGCCGUAUAGAAAAGUAAGACAUUCGAAGCUCCAGAGUCUUACCUACUCGGGUACUAGUACUGGUGACGGAUUAACCGUCUCUUCAAUCGAAGGACCGGUGCUUUUUGUCCAAUCAAACAGACGUCUAACUGGCGGCGCAGCUUCCGGUGUUGGCUCUAGCUAUGGCGGUGGAUUUAGUGGAACCCACUCCGGACAUCACUUUGGCAUUGCGCAUCAUGGCGGCAAAUACGGCCAAUAUGGUGGAUAUGGCCAUAACAGUGGAUCUGGCCAAUAUGGUGCAUAUGGCCAUAACAGUGGAUCUGGUACUAACCAGAACUCUGGAGCAUAUAGCGGCGCCCAGGGCUAUGGUGCAUAUGAAACUAGUACUGACGGAUAUGGAGGUUGGGGGAAUGCAUACGCAAGUAGUCGCCCCUCAUUACCUUUCUCUACCGCUACAACCACGAUCACUAGCACGACAACUGCGAGUGCCGAUCUGCGAACAGUGUAUCAUCUAGAAGGGUAUGAGUGGGCACUCGCUAACAUAAAUGCAAGCGAGGACGCACUCGAGUGGAACGAUGAACGCGGAUCACAAGUCACCCUGAAGCUCUCCAAAGACAGUAAUCUGCCUCAGAACUUCAGAGCGGACUACCAAUGUAAGCGGGAUGAGCCUACACAGAGCCCGGAAGUACGAUGCGUGUACCUCACGCGUUGCUUCGCCGCGCGCAACUACACGCUUAUAGAGUAUCAGUACAACUACUGCUACGUCAACGACGGGUAUUUAUAUUAUGCUGGCGCUUGUUGUCCAAUCAACGAGAUCGACAAAAUACCAUAAAUAUUGUCAAAAUAACCUAAUGUUAAUAUUAAGUUAAUUUUGUAAGUUGUCAGUAUACAAUGGAAUAAUCAGUAAUGUAAAAUAAUUUAAGUAAAUUGAAGAAAAUUAUAUCGUG
Messenger RNA from Bicyclus anynana (squinting bush brown), 3494 nucleotides. RefSeq names its product inter-alpha-trypsin inhibitor heavy chain H3. Bases 389 to 3379 code for a protein of 996 amino acids. The record is from RefSeq and is a predicted model, not a curated record. The transcript has 33 exons. NCBI's taxonomy places the organism in Eukaryota, Metazoa, Arthropoda, Insecta, Lepidoptera, Nymphalidae.